Cladocopium goreaui is the source of this 1039-nucleotide messenger RNA. NCBI's taxonomy places the organism in Eukaryota, Dinophyceae, Suessiales, Symbiodiniaceae. The record is from the annotation of a GenBank genome assembly.
GGAUUUCAGCCCCUGGCUGACUUCGACAUUGGGGGUUGUCUAUGGGAGCUACAGCUCAUGGGCGCAUGCAAUUCUCAUAGAUACAAGAGCCAUCAUGUGGUUGUCAUCACUGAUCCCAGGCGGCAGGAAUUGGGUCAUGAACUACAAGAAGAGCUCCAGAGAUUUCCAGAAUACUGGGUCACACGGGAAAGUCCUCAACCUUUCCACAACAUUGUGGAGUGUGGAACAGAAGAGGUUAGCCACGUGCAGGAGAUCUUGGAUCGAACAUUGUUCAGUCCUGGUGAGGAACCGCACCGGAUGAAGAUUCAGAAGCUGCUGCGAUUGGAGGAUUCCAGAAUGUGGCAGUCUUAUGAAAGGAGUGUGGCAUGCCUAUCUGAAGCUCGUGCACAAGAGGAUGAGCCAGCAGAUGUAAUUCGGACUCCACAUUCUGGCACUCUCUGUCCUAAGCCGCUGACAGUGAGAGUGGCCCCAGAUAGUUUCAUGGAGCGCUUACGCCUCGAAUGCAACGAGGCAUAUUUGUGGCAUGGCACGGAUCGCAAAUCAGCGGAAAAUAUCAUAGGACACCAUUUCGAUAUGAAGCGUGCUGGGACUGUGAAUGCCAAAGCUCUUGGCAGAGGCGCAUAUUUUGCGGAAACCUCUUUCCUUGCGGACAAGUAUUCCCCCGCUGGGGAUGAUGGGCUUCAUGCCAUUCUUUUAGUCCGUGCUGCCCUUGGUCGAGUCUACGUUGAGACGAGGUACACCAAGUGGCGGGGAGGACGAUUGAAGCGCAUGGUUUCAGCAAAGCAUGUGGUCCGAGAAGGCAAAUACGACAGUGUCCUUGGCGACAGGAAGUUUGCCUUCAACCGCGAUGCGCGGGAGUAUUGUGUUUCAAACACUGGGCAACUAUAUCCUGAAUAUUUGUUGCUGUACACUCGAGAUGACGAGUCGCCCAAUCUGCCGGGGCAGAUGAGCAGCAGUAAGUGAAGAUCUCUUCCCCAGAGCCUUAUGAAGUGAGCUCUGACCCAGGAUGGCAAAUUUGAAGCACUAGGACAUCACUAAA